CGGGCGGGCGCUCCCCUCGCUGGCAGCGCUCGCUAAGAUGGCGGAUUUCCUGCCGUCCCGCUCCGCGCUGUCCGGCUGCUUCCCCGGCUGCCUCCUCACCAGCGGCGAGGCCGAGCAGCAGCGCAAGUCCAAGGAGAUCGACAAGUGCCUCAACCGCGAGAAGACCUACGUGAAGCGCCUCGUCAAGAUCCUGCUGCUGGGCGCGGGCGAGAGCGGCAAGUCCACCUUCCUCAAGCAGAUGCGGAUCAUCCACGGGCAGGACUGGGACCGCGCGGCCCGCGAGGAGUUCCGCGCCACCAUCUACAGCAACGUGAUCAAGGGUGUGCGAGUCCUGGUGGAUGCCAGGGAGAAGCUGCACAUCCCCUGGGGGGACCCUGCCAACCAGAGCAACGGCGACAAGGUGAUGGCCUUCGACACGCGCGCGGUCACCGUGGUGCAGGGCAUGGUGGAGACCAGCGUCUUUUUGGACUACCUGCCUGCCAUCCGCGCCCUGUGGGCAGACAGUGGCAUCCAGCACGCCUAUGACAGGCGCAGGGAGUUCCAGCUGGGGGAAUCUGUAAAGUAUUUCUUGGACAACUUGGAUAAACUUGGAGAACAAGAUUACCUUCCCUCACAGCAAGACAUCCUGCUGGCACGGAGGCCCACCAAGGGGAUUCACGAGUACGACUUUGAAAUCAAAAAUGUCCCUUUCAAGAUGGUCGACGUGGGCGGCCAGAGGUCGGAGCGGAAGCGAUGGUUCGAGUGCUUUGACAGUGUCACAUCCAUUUUGUUCCUGGUGUCCUCCAGUGAGUUUGACCAAGUGCUGAUGGAGGACAGACAGACGAAUCGCCUGACGGAGUCCCUGAACAUUUUUGAAACGAUAGUCAACAACCGGGUGUUCAGCAACGUCUCCAUCAUCCUCUUCUUGAACAAAACGGACUUGCUUGAGGAAAAAGUACAGAAAGUCAGCAUCAAAGACUAUUUCCCAGAGUUUGAAGGGGAUCCCCACUGCUUAACAGAUGUCCAGAAAUUCCUGGUGGAUUGUUUUCGCACGAAACGCCGGGACCAGCAGCAGAAGCCACUGUACCACCACUUCACCACUGCCAUUAACACAGAGAACAUCCGGCUAGUGUUCCGUGACGUUAAAGAUACCAUCCUGCACGACAACCUCAAGCAGCUGAUGCUACAGUGAUGUGCAAAAAGACUGCUUUGUUUCAGUAACUCUUGUGUGUUUUUUUUUUUUUUUAACUAGAAGUUUACAGCAGGAGUAGAGAAAUCCAGAUCCUGUCAGACUUCUUGAUAUGUGGCUGAAAGCUGCUGCUGAACACAUUAUUGCCAAUUUCUGCAGAAAUUCAGGCUUAAUCUCUUCCAGUGUAGCUUCAAGUUGACUCAAGUUGUAAUUUUAUAGCAGACCUAUGUCUAAGUUACCUGUAAAGUGGUAAAUUUGACCUUUUACCAACAUGUGUAUUAUCCUAGAAAAUCCAGAAUUCCAAGUUGACACGUCAAUGAAAUUGUUGCAAUUAUUAACUGUGGCAGUAAUUUAAGGUGGGGGGGAAGAGAGAGAGAAACUUCUCACAUCUGAUUUCAUUGUGAAGACUGUGAUACCAUAGCUGACUUAUGAUUUCUCAGGUCUGUUUUUGGUUAGAAAUCCCAUCAGAUCCCUUGCUGGAAUCAUCUCUUUGCAGCCCGUUCCUGGGUGUAGCCUACUUCCUGCUUAAGUAUAAACCAUGGCAUUGGGAUGGAGUAGGAGAUGCUUCAAAAAUGUGGAAAAUCAGGAGUUUCAGACAUAUCAGGAAGUGCUGAGUGCAGUGAUGAGGGAUUCCUGGUUGGCACAGUACACAGAUUCACUCCAGAGGUGUCCUGGAGCCAUGGCAAAGCACAGAGCACUCUGAUCAAUCCUCUUGGCAUGCUGGUGUGGGAAGGGGGGAGCAAGCCCAGCUUGUGUUUUUUACCUUCCCUGAGCAGAUGUUCCCUGUGGGUCACCUGUUCUGGAAGCUCUUUACCUUAGCACUGCUUUAUUUGAACUCCCUGCCUCCUUGCCAGGUGCCUCUCUGAGUCAGGAGCAUUUGCUGAUGGAGAGAAGGACUUGCAAACCUAAGUGCCUCCUUGUGUUCUGUCCUCCUCUGGCAUUUCCAGUGGCCUUACCAAUUCCCAGCAGAGGCCUUGUGUAGCUGACACCGUGCAGAUGAAUGUUUUCUUCUGAAAAAAUGAAAAACCUUGUCCCAGCAGAAUGUGCUUGAGCUGAUGAGGCUCUUUCUGAGACUUUCCAGUUGGGUCUAAGCAAUCCUAAGUGUACUUGAGCCAAAUAAUGUUGCACAGCAUCUUCCAGAGUGCUGCUUGUGACUGUUUUACCCAAAGUCCUUUUGCAGUUUUGUUUCAUUUCUUAUGGGGAGUUGGUAGCAUUGCCAUGUGAUUAAAAUAAGAAAUUAUAAUAAUAAUGAUGAUGAUGAUGAUGAAAAAUAAUGAAAAUGAAGCAGUCCUGAUGUACCCCACAGCACACUGCAAAAAGAGAGUGAGAUUGUGAUAGAUAAAUCAGUGUCCCUACCACGAUUCCCCCAGGCUGGAGGUGUGUGGGCAGCUCAGCUGCCACUCUGCCCCUGGAAUUGGCCAAUUCCUGUGGAUCAUGCUGGUGGCCAAUCCUUGAGUAUUUCUUUAUUGUCAUCCCACGAGCCAGGGGUGACAUGGUGGUGUCACUGCUGGGAGCAGUGGCCCUGCCAGGACAUAGGAAAGCUGCCUGACUCCUGAACUUGGCCUGUACUUACUGUGAGUGUAAGGUGCAUUGACAUCUCUGUACCUCCUUCUCCUGGCAGCAGAAGGGGAAUUGUGUGUUUUGAUUUAGUUAGGUGCUUUGAAAGACCUCUAUUUUUUUAUAUCAUCCAGUGAAUAGUCAUAGGUUAGUCUGUGAUUCUGGCCAUCAGGCACUGUUUGGGGAGGAAAGAAUUUCUGAAAAGAGCUUGGGAGAAGUCACAGUGCAGAAUCUAAACAUAAUCCUAAAGUCUGGAUGCAGCACUGAUGUCAGGAGGGUUAAAAGAAUCUUGGAUGGGGAUAUUUAAUGGAGAUUUUGCCUCUACUGGGCAUGGAUUACUUCUGAUUUGGUUAUAUGUGAGCAAUUCAGGAAGGAGAAUGAAGCUGAGACCUCAGGAAAGGCUGGUGAGGCUCUUUCAAGGACUGAGCAGCACACCUAUGAUGGGAGCAGAAGUUCUCCUUUGGGCUGUAAAUGCUCCAAGAACAGACACAAACCUCUGGUGCCCUCCAGGUCCAGUCUUGGAAAGCAGAAAACAAAUUCCUGCCCUUGGUUGUCACCAGGAGGAGGAGCUGGGUUGGUUUCUCCUUGGCUGACAGGUGUCUGGACAAGUGUCUUUUCAAAACAAAUAUUUACAUCUGAUUCAAGCAGUUGGUUUGGAGAGGUCUGCAGUUGGUGCUUUGGAGGGUGUCAGAGCAGAUGAUUGCAGAAAAGCCUGAAGGCUGGUAGUGGGUGACAGGGUGAGUAGCAGGGAUUUGUCUGAACUAAUUUAUGUGAAGUAUUGAUGAAUUUUUUUGUCAAUGGAAGCUGUUAAUUUACUGAGGAUCCUCAAAGCUGAUGGCAGUGUGAGGAUGCAGCCAGGGUCACCAAGGCUCUGGGCACUUCUGGCCUUGGCUAAAGUGGGGGAAAUGCCCAAAACCCCACAAAAAUCCCUGUUGUGACCCCCUGUUCCAGAUCUCCCUC
Molecule: messenger RNA, 3685 nt
Organism: Melospiza georgiana
Lineage: Eukaryota; Metazoa; Chordata; Aves; Passeriformes; Passerellidae
Gene: GNA13
Product: G protein subunit alpha 13
Exons: 4
Coding region: 38-1171 (377 amino acids)
Biological process (GO): adenylate cyclase-activating G protein-coupled receptor signaling pathway; Rho protein signal transduction
Cellular component (GO): brush border membrane; heterotrimeric G-protein complex
Molecular function (GO): G-protein beta/gamma-subunit complex binding; D5 dopamine receptor binding; guanyl nucleotide binding
Source: RefSeq, a predicted model, not a curated record